This is a messenger RNA of Closterium sp. Yama58-4, 1053 nucleotides long. NCBI's taxonomy places the organism in Eukaryota, Viridiplantae, Streptophyta, Zygnematophyceae, Desmidiales, Closteriaceae. The record is from the annotation of a GenBank genome assembly.
AUGUACCAGCCGGACUACUACAACGAUGGGUCCGGCCGGGUGUGCAAGCUGCUGAAGAGCCUCUACGGGCUGAAGCAGUCGCCGCUGCUGUGGUACAAGGCGCUCAACGACGUGCUGGUCGGCGCCGGCUGGAGGAAGAGUCAGGUCGACGAGGCGCUGUACUUCAAGGUCGGCGCCGACAAGGUGGCAUGCUGGGUGCUGGUCUACGUCGACGACCUGCUCGCCGCCAGCAGCAGCACUGCGAUGCUGAGGGAGCUGAAGGAGCUGCUGGAGGCCGCCUUCGAGCUGCGUGAGAUCUCGCCGGUGCAGAAGUACCUCGGCCUGGAGAUCGUGCGCGACAGGUCGGCGAGGAAGCUGUGGCUGCACCAGCAGGGCUACGCCGACAAGCUGCGUAGGCGUUUCAUCGACGAGGAGCAGGGUGGUCGGACCCCGAAGACGCCGGUCUCCGUCGACGCCUACGCCGAGCUCACCUUCGACGACGAGGAGGCGCAGGAACGCCAGGAGGAGGAGUACCGGCAGAAGGUCGGCUCGCUGCAGUUCGCGGCGACGACGACGAGGCCGGACAUCGCCUUCGCCUACAGCAAGCUGGGGAGCGGACUCACGGUGAGGAGUGACCAGCACUGGCGCGAGGUCGACCGCUGCCUCGCCUACCUCACCAACACGCGCGACACCGCCCUGGAGUUCGGCGGUGGUCCGGAGACGCUGGAGCUGGUCGGCUACGUUGAUGCCGACGACGCCAGCGACAAGCAGAACCGGACGAGCACGGGAGGCUACGUGUUCGUCUACGGAGGGGCCGCAGUCUCCUGGUCGAGCCAGCGCAUCAAGUGCGCGACGCUGUCGUCGACCGAGUCUGAGUACGUGGCGGCCGUCGACGCCGGGAAGGAAGGACGCCGACUUCGCUUCCUCCUGGCAGAGUUCCGGCAGCUGGACGCCGGGAAGCCGACUGUCCUUCGGGUGGACAACAAGUCGGCCAUCACAGUCGCCGAGGGCAUGGGGUUGAUGGGCAACCUCAAGCACAUGGAGCGACGACAGGGCGCGGGAAGUUCGCGUUGA